Molecule: messenger RNA, 6903 nt
Organism: Dothidotthia symphoricarpi CBS 119687
Lineage: Eukaryota; Fungi; Ascomycota; Dothideomycetes; Pleosporales; Dothidotthiaceae
Product: putative polyketide synthase
Exons: 5
Coding region: 1-6870 (2289 amino acids)
Biological process (GO): secondary metabolite biosynthetic process; fatty acid biosynthetic process
Molecular function (GO): phosphopantetheine binding; fatty acid synthase activity; 3-oxoacyl-[acyl-carrier-protein] synthase activity
Source: RefSeq, a predicted model, not a curated record
AUGUCAUCUAGGGCCGCCCUUACGGAAUGUUUUGCUCCAACGAUCGAGAAGCCUCCGAACCAAUGGUUCUCCCGCAUCGAAACUUUAUCUCGGAACCUCGCGCGCGCUCUAGAUUCGAAACUUCCGCGCCGCAGUGAGGGGAGAUGCAGAUGGUUCGAGACAGGGGAGAGGUGCAGAAUGGUAAAUUGUGCCAUGGUUCGUCAAAACCCCAACAAGACUGGUGUCAACGGUGUGAACGGCGUCAACGGCGUCAACGGCGUCAACGGAACAGGAGUGAACGGAACAGGAGUGCACAAUGGAAGUUAUGCCAACGCCGCCUCGCCAAUGCCCAUCGCCAUCGUUGGUAUGGCUUGUCGGUUUAGUGGAGGUGUCACAAGCCCCUCCAAGUUGUGGGAACUUUGUGUUGACGGGAGAGAUGGCUGGUCGAAAAUACCAGAUACGCGCUUCGAUGUAGCGUCGUUGUAUCAUCCUGACCGUAACAGACCAGGUAGAAGUAAUAUCGAGGGUGGUUAUUUCCUGGACGAAGACAUCUCUGUUUUCGAUGCUGCAUUCUUUAAUCAGUCUACAGAGGCUGCCAGUGCUCUAGAUCCCCAAGUUAGACUCAUGCUCGAGAGUGUUUACGAAGCAACUGAAGAUGCCGGUAUCCCUCUUGAAAAGCUAGCGGGCUCCAACACGUCUGUAUACGCUGGAUGCUUCAACCGGGAUUACCACGAGAUGUUGAUGCAGGAUGCCGAGUCGUUCCCGCUUCUCGUAUUCACUGGAACCGGUGCUGCCAUGCACUCGAACCGAAUAUCCCACUUCUUCGAUUUGCAAGGGCCAAGCAUGUCCAUUGACACUGGUUGUUCAGCUGGAAUGGUUGCCCUGCACCAGGCAUGUCAAAGUAUCCGCUCGGGUGAGAGUGACAUAGCGAUUGCAUGUGCGGCGAAUGCGCUCCUCGUCCAGAAUGCAUUCAUCGCCGCCUCCGGUCUUGGUACUUGCAGUGCGGAAGGUCGGUGCUUUGCCUGGGAUGAUCGAGCUUCCGGGUAUGGCCGAGGUGAAGGGGUUUCUGCGCUCAUACUCAAACCCCUGGAUGCCGCGUUGCGUGACGGAGACCAUGUCCAUUCCAUCAUUAGAACCACAGGCCUCAAUCAGGAUGGAAAGACAACCACAAUUACUUCGCCAUCAGCGGAAGCGCAAAUUAGGUUGAUACGAGAGUGUUACAGACGCACAGGCUUUGAGCUCUCAGACACAGGAUAUGUCGAAGCCCACAUGACUGGAACUCCUGCUGGGGAUCCAAUCGAAGCUGAAGCUCUAGCAAAGACAUUUGGCAACAGCCGCGAAGAAGAUGAUCCUAUCUUCGUUGGCUCUAUUAAAACAAAUGUAGGACAUACCGAGCCCGUCAGCGGUCUAGCGGCCAUCAUCAAAGCCACUUUUGCUCUCAAGCACGCGGUCAUCCCGCCCAACCUCAACUAUGUCACAACAAACCCGGCCAUACCACUGGGCGACUGGCACCUCCAAGUACCUACUACCUUGACAGCAUGGCCGAAGAACAAGCCACUGCGCGCUUCAGUAAACAACUUUGGCUAUGGAGGAACCAAUGGGCACGCAAUUCUGGAAUCUCCAAACACAACACAUAACCAUGGCAUUGAAUCUCCUACCGCCCACAAAGUUAUCCGGAAAGAUGAUCAGAGUCGUCUUUUCGUCGUCAGUGCCAAGGACAUGACUGUUUGCAAGAACUCGAUGCAACGUCUGGCUGCUUGGCUUGGUGAUAACACACCAUCUCCGGAUGACCUCGCAUACACGCUCUCUGAACGACGAACAUUGCUCUCCUGCAGAACAGUCGUCCGGGCCAAAACUCUUGGCGAACUUGCUGAUAAAUUACGGGAGCCAUUGCGCAAGCCUGUGUUCGCACACAAACGGUUGCGGCUUGGCUUUGUCUUCAACGGCCAAGGUGCACAAUGGCACGCUAUGGGUCGAGAGCUGCUAUUUGGAUAUCCAAUAUUUGCGGAGGCGGUCAUAAGAGCUGAUAUCAUCCUUAAAGGAUUCGGCGCGAAUUGGUCCCUCACCAUCGAACUCAUGCGGAAAAAAGAGACGACACGCGUAGCCGAUAUCGAUCUCAGUCAACCUAUGACCGUUGCACUUCAGCUGUGUCUCGUCGACUUGUUGAAGUCUUGGAACAUCUCUCCUGAUGCGGUAACCAGCCACUCCAGUGGUGAGGUUGCAGCCGCUUACGCGAUUGGAGUACUGUCUUUCGAGGAAGCACUUGGAGUCGCCUACUUUCGUGGAGCGUUGGCCUUGAAAUAUCAAGCACAAGCCACGCUGCCCGGCGGGAUGCUUGCUGCUGGAAUCGAUGCUGAGACUGCCAACCGAUACAUCAAACUCUCAGCGCCCAAGGGGCGUGUUGUAGUGGCUUGCAUCAACAGUCCUGGUAGCGUCACACUUUCUGGAGAUUUAGAAGCCAUUGAUGACAUCACAGCACGACUCGAAAAGGACGGCUUCUUUGCUAGAAAGCUCAAGGUCCCUAUGGCUUACCAUUCUCAUCACACAUAUCCAAUGGCGCAAGAGUAUACCGAGCAACUCCAGGCCAUUCUGUCAACCCCCACCAAGAGAAGACAAUGCGACGUCUUGUAUGCUUCUCCAGUAACAGGCGACUUGAUUCUCCCAGCCGAUACCAUAAGUGCGGAACACUGGGUGCAGAACUUGACGAAUCCAGUCCUAUUCAGCCAAGCAUUUGACAAAAUGUGUUUCAAAUCGCCAGAAUCAGACUCUCGAACCACCAAUGUGGACUUGAUUGUAGAGAUAGGGGCACAUGGUACCCUAGCAGGCCCAAUACGGCAAAUUCUGAAGGCGCGAGGUGUGGAGAUGCCUUACAUCUCUUGUCUCCAACGAUCUGUGGACGCCAUCGAUACCAUGCAGGAUCUUGUUUGCAUGCUACAAAGCCACGGCUACCCAGUGGAUUUAGCUGCAGUCAACGAGCCGGAUAGACAGCAAAAUCUCAAAUUUGUGACGGAUUUGCCUUCAUAUCCUUGGGAUCACUCUAGGAAAUACUGGGUCGAGUCAAGGUUCAGCAAAGAACAGAGAUACAAGAAAUUUUCGCCCCACGAGCUGCUCGGCACAUCGUUGAGCGGAUCCAACCACCGGACUCCUACUUGGCGCAAUUUCCUCCGCCUCUCAGAUGUCGAGUGGCUGUGCGAUCACCAAGUUGACUCUAACGUUGUAUUUCCGGGCGCUGGCUAUAUCGCAAUGGCCCUCGAGGCCAUCCGGUUACUCACUGAUCCUUCGGAAGAGACAAUCCUCAGUUAUCAGCUCCGCGAUAUCGACAUCCUGAACGCCUUGGUUAUUCCUGAAGCACAAGCAGGUGUUGAAGUUCAAAUGUGUCUCCGUCCUUGCAGCGAGAAGAAGUUUGGCCGCAAAGGCUGGUAUGAGUUUGAGCUCUGCUCUUUGUCUUCCGGAGACAUGUGGAUUGAUCAUUGCCGAGGCUAUGUUACAGCUGAGACUGACGAGAAGCUCGAGCUUCUACGAGCGGCAGAAGCACCUUCGAUCGAUACAGAGUCAUUCUUCACGUCAAAGGAUAAGGUCGAAGCUGUCAAUCUCGACUCAUUCUUUGCUGACCUGCGUGCAAGUGGGAUUGAUCAUGGUCCCCAGUUCCGGAACUUGAUCGACAGUCGCUCGGAAGGAGCGCGGGCUCUGACCAACUUUGAGAUAGCUGAUUUCGUCUGCAGCGAACACAACUAUGCGUUGCACCCAACAACCCUCGACUCGAUCAUCCAAGCUACUUUCAGCACGCUGAACAAGAAGAUGGGUCAAGACUCCAUGACCUUACCUAGAUUCAUUGGCUCGAUGUCCAUCCCCAAGAAUUUCAGCAGAGAGGGCGGAACUAAGUUACAGGCCUUUACAGAGCUGCUCAAGUCAGAGAAACGAGGCCACACCUCUGACAUUACUGUUGUUGCUACCGACUCAGAUCAUUCCUCGCCUGUUCAGAUCCGAGACUUCUUUGCUCAGGCAGUAUCUCGACAGGUUGAUGCUACAGCUACGGAUACAACACUAUGUUCCAAGACCUGUUGGGAACUUGACAUACUACACAGCCUUCCGGACGGCUUGAAAAGCUCACUCGCCGAACCAAUAAAACCUCAGGAUGCAGAGCUAGAACGAACACUUGUUCGGACGUGUUACUAUCUCAUUCAUGACGCCGUUUCUGAACUGGCCAACCAGGAUACAGAAUCGUGGUCGUGGUAUCACAAGCGAUUUCACAGCUGGAUGAAGAGCGUCAUUGAUCUUGGCGAGCGAGGUGAACUUGCGCCAGGCAGCCGAUCUUGGUCACCCGUUAAUGCGGUGGUAAAGGAUAUGCUCUUCAAUGAAAUGGACGCCUCCGGUGCCUUUGGCCAACUUACUGUUCGAGUUGGUAAGAGGAUAGCAAGCAUGGUACGCGGCGAGACGAUGCCACUUGAGGUCAUGAAACAAGACAACCUUCUGGACCGGUUCUACGAAGAACAGGCCGCUUGGGGAAGAGCCUAUUCCCACGUCAAGAAACUGGCUGAGCUCUACGCUCUGAAGACGCCGGGAGCCAAAAUCUUGGAGAUUGGAGCCGGUACCGGUGGCGCUACGACACACGUAUUGGAAGCAUUUGGCACGAGAGGUGACGGAACAGGAUCUCUGAUCGGCAACUACACGUUUACGGAUAUCUCCCCAGGGUUCUUCGAGGCAGCGAAGACCAAGUUUGCGCCGUGGUCAAGCGUGAUGGACUUCAAAAAGCUAGACAUCGAGACAGACCCCUUGGAACAAGGAUUCACAGCAGGCAGCUACGAUCUCAUACUGGCAUCUGAGUGUCUGCAUGCGACAAAAGAUCUCCGCCAUACUAUGGCGCACGUUCGAAAAUUACUGAAGCCGGGUGGCACACUGCUACUUGUUGAGGCAACUACAAACCGACUCGCAUCGCAGCUCAUCUUUGGCACACUUUCACAGUGGUGGGUUGGUGAGGAGCCAGAGCGCCAGAUCAGCCCUAUCGGAACACUCGACAUGUGGAACCGUGUACUCCUGGCGACAGACUUCACUGGCGUCGAUUUUGAGGUCUCCGAUUACGAGGAUCUUGAAUUCCAGUCGAAACGGGUCAUGUUGAGCAGGGCUACGAGAUCCCUUUCGGCACCUGUCUGUAUCGUUGUACGCGAAUCAAUGUCCAUCUCUGAGCAAUGGUUAUCUGAACUAGUCGAGACGAUUGAGAAGAAGACCGGUGUCCCACCCACGGUAACCAAUCUUGACGACACCGAAGCCUUGCAAGAUUCGCUCUGUCUUUUCCUUGGUGAGAUGGAGUCACCGUUCGUAGACGGCAUCGACGCGACCGACUUUGAGAAAUUGAAGCGAAUGAUCUUCGCUUGCUCUGGGCUUCUCUGGAUCAGCUGCGGCGGUGCUGUGGCCGCCACCAACCCCUCUUUCGCCGCGACCGACGGUCUACUGCGAAUCAUGCGGCUGGAAGACUCUAGCAAGAGAUGGAUUCGGCUUGACUUUGACGAAGGUGCGUCUGUCUGGACAAAUGACAAGAUUCGCCACAUCGUGCAUGUGUUGGAACAGUCCUUUGAUCCGAAUGUCGCCAUUUCUGACUUCGACUGGGAAUAUUCCGUAAGGAACGACAUGCUUCACGUGCCUAGAGUGUUCCCGGAUUGGCCUCGAGAUAUGAUCGCAAAGGGUCGUGAAGCUGAAGGCGAGGGUUUGCCAACACUCUCACUCGAUGACCAUGAUGCAACGUAUCUGAUUGCUGGUGGUCUAACCGGCAUUGGACGCGCCAUUGCAUUAUGGAUGAUCGAACACAACGCCAGGAAUCUGAUUCUCGUCUCUCGCAAUGCAACAUCUCACCCCGGAGCGGCUGAGGUUCGUGAGAUCGCUGAAAAAGCUGGUUGCCGUUUGAUGGUCUGUGAUUGCGAUGUUGCAAACAAGGACAGUUUCCUAAGGCUUCUGGACGACUGUUCGACAAUAUUGCCUCCCAUCCGCGGAGCUAUAAACGGAGUGAUGGUGCUAGCCGAUGCUCUCCUGGGACGCAUGACUUAUGAACAGUGGUCCAAUGCCGUGCGACCCAAGAUUGACAGCAGCCGAAACAUGCAUGCGUAUCUACCAGAUCUUUCGUUCUUCAUCAUGCUGUCAUCAAUAACAGGCGUCAUUGGAUUCCCCACGCAAGCCAACUACGCCGCUGGCAACACCUUCCAGGACGCCUUGGCGCGUCACCGCACCGCACAAGGUCUGCCCGCUGUUUCCAUAAACUUGCCUGUUGUGGGAUCAGUCGGAGUUGUCGCGGAGAGAGAAGCCAAGGGCGAUGAUCGAGUCCGUGCAUACACAGAGGGCUUUGGAAUUGACUCCAUCGACAUCGAUGGUGUGUUGAGGAUCAUCGGGGGUAUUAUCCGCAAGCCUCUGCUAAAGUCACCCCAAGACAGCCAGAUCAUGGUGGGCCUCAACUCCCGUGUCUUCCAGUUGGACUCAAACAUAUCUAGAGAUCGCCGCUUCGGAACACUGCGCAUUGAGAGUCCACUACAACAACAUGUCGAAAUGAACAAGCCGACUAAGACCUCUGCAACAGCUGCGCUAGUCCAAGCUCUUUCCAGCACUUCGACGAUACCCGAAGCUGUGUCCGUCCUAGAACAGGCCAUGGCAGCCAAGAUGGCCGAUAUAUUCAACAUUUCCUUGGCAGAGGUUCAGUUCGACCUGCCACUGUCGCAGUACGGUGUUGAUUCGCUAGUUGCUGUGGAAUUGCGCAACUGGCUAAGCAGCAGUUUCAAAGCUAAGAUAUCUGUGUUUGAGAUUCUUCAGAGUGCGUCGUUGACUCAGUGUGCGGUGUUGGUCGCGGGCAGGAGCGAGUAUGUAGCUUCGAAGCAGGUGCAGGUGCCGGUACAGGAAGAGGCACCGUAAAUGGGAUUGAAAAUAAUGGCAGGGCGUUACAGG